Molecule: messenger RNA, 1743 nt
Organism: Aspergillus pseudonomiae
Lineage: Eukaryota; Fungi; Ascomycota; Eurotiomycetes; Eurotiales; Aspergillaceae
Exons: 2
Coding region: 1-1743 (580 amino acids)
Source: RefSeq, a predicted model, not a curated record
AUGGAAGCGUGGUUGAAGCCACAGCAACCUGUCGAUGCUCAGGUGCCCUCGCAGGAAGAAGACCAUAGUUUGCCAAACGGCGGUGAACAAGGAGCGUUCACCAGCGACCAGUUUCCCGGGGACCAAAAGCUCAAGGCUUCGGCAGCGGGUAUUGGCUCGUCCAAGUUAUCGGUUCAGGAUGUUGACCCUGUAGGUUUCGCUGGUUCAACUGACACAGUACAAGCACUGUUUGACGACCCACUCUUCGAUUCCGAGGCUGUGCUUCGCGAGCUUGAUGCGGCCUUUGCGUCUCGAAAACGAGCUGGCGACGAGGCCUUUCCAGAGCUUGAUUUCUGGGGCCCACCAGAAAAGAGACGACUAGUUGAGUCACAACAAGACCACUGUGUUCCUUCUCCUGGUGGAACGCCUCCCUUGUCUUCUCCCGACUCUUCUCACCAGCCGGAACAAGGUGGAACCGCUCCCCAUACACCAGGAAUAGAGAGACUUCAGUCACCCAAUCCACUUUUUGACUCUUUGGAUGCCCUGUUCGAGGAUCCAGAUUUUAAUGUUCCUUUGAUACCUGAUGAUGAGCUCCCAGCAGAUUUCGAACUUGAGCCACCCCUUGCACAAGGCGACCAAAUCAGCCAUGAACCUUCGAGUCAUGAACCGGCAGACAGCAAUGGAAACGAGCAACAUCUUUUUGAACUCCUUGACAACUCAAUAUCAAAGGAGCCUUCUGUCAGCCAACUUACUAAAGACCGAUUUUCUCUCGACUCUUCGGAUUUGGCGUCUAAUAUUAGCCGAGAAAUGUUACAACGAAUUCAUCAAGAACCAGAAUACACGUCCCCUUAUCCACAAUAUGGAGGACCUCUAGGUUAUCUUCCGUCAGCACCACAUCUCCACGUCAAAUACAUUGAAGUUGCAGAUGACCGAAUGAGUUAUCGCGUCUCCAGCCUGAAGGAAAAGAUAUAUCAUCUCACCUGUGAGCGGAACAAGUACAAAAAUGCUUGGUUUGAGUGGACUACUAUAGACCCUGUGACGGGCAAGACCAGAGAGCAACUGCUACGCGAAGAGAAUGCCAUGCUUCGACGUGUUUCCAGCCAACACCAGAACCGUGUUGAGCAGUACAAGAGAGAGGCAACAGAGUGGAAAAACAAGCUACAUGAUCUUGGCACAAUCUACAACAACCUUCUCUACGAGAUCCACGUUCAGAAGCAAGUGCCUGCAGUUGCCCCGGUCCCGGAUUCAUACAAGCCUCCACGCACCUCGCAAGCCCAGGGACACCCUCUCACGCCGAAUUCCCACCCUGUUACUCCGGCACCCUCAGGAGACAUGCAGCCUGCUAGGCAAGGCUCUCAACCCCUUCCUCCCCAAUGCAUACCAUCAGGCGCCUCCGAUGUCCACGAGAGUCAACAGCCUGCUAGUUCAGCAACAGAACGCGACUCGACCCCAGUCACGAUUGAUUUGACAGACGAGAUGGCGAACAAACCUGCUCCCCCGGAACCCUCUACGGAAGGAGGCCAGCGCCGCAUGGAGAUGCUCCAGUCCCUACGAAACAAGAAAUAUGGCUGGCUCGAGACCGGACAGACGGGGCAUGAUUUUCGUACAUUGAGUUCGCAAUCUCCACGACCCCAGCAAGAUACUAGAACCUUAGUUGAGCGGAGUCACAGUGAUCCUCCAGAUCACUCAGCUGCCCAGGACGACCCCAUCGAUGAUGACGACGAGUUAGCUCGUGCGAUGGAGGCGGAACUGGCCGAAGCUUAA